This is a messenger RNA of Micropterus dolomieu (smallmouth bass), 1234 nucleotides long. It is a transcript of the gene pigx, whose product is annotated as phosphatidylinositol glycan anchor biosynthesis, class X. The coding region runs from base 78 to 833 and encodes 251 amino acids. Gene Ontology annotation, cellular component: endoplasmic reticulum membrane. NCBI's taxonomy places the organism in Eukaryota, Metazoa, Chordata, Actinopteri, Centrarchiformes, Centrarchidae. The record is from RefSeq and is a predicted model, not a curated record. The transcript has 6 exons. Gene Ontology annotation, biological process: GPI anchor biosynthetic process.
UUAUUUCCGUUGUAGCUAAAUAAACAGAAUACUUAUGCUGUAAAUAAAACGUUUUGUAGUUCACCAUUAUAGUUUUGAUGUAUUUGGUACUGGUCUCUGCGUUGGCUUGUCUAUCGACAUGUCAUUGUUUGAUCAAAAAGGAUGAGAAGAAUGAGGACCAGUGUGGUCCUCUGAAGCAGUUGCUUGAAUCCUCAUUAGUUUCAGUGGAGGUCAGCAAAAAGGGUUUCCACAGGGAGGUUGUAACCACUGUUGAGCUCAGCACUGAUGUGCUCAGCGGGCUCAGGGUUUUGCUGGUUCAUAGAUGGCCCAGAGGCGUCUACAUUGAUCCAUACCAACUUGCAUCCCUGAAUGAUCAAAAUGAUUGGCAGAUAUUACUAGAUUCAACCAUCGACCUAGAGGUGCCUGCUCACAAGACUUCUGGAUUUGUCACCUAUGUGUAUCCCACCCCUGAUGGACCUCCCAGAACUCCCAGAGUGCUAAAAGUAACAAUUCCCAUACACGGCCGCUACCACGAGCCUUCAUUUGAUGGGAAAAUGUUAACGUCUGUCGACAUAGAACCUCCAGAGCUGCUGCUGCGGACUGAAAAAUGUACUCAGCUUAAUAUCUUGGUUCCUCAUACUGUUGUGGAUGCCCCCUGUACUCAUGACAAUUCAAGCACAUGUCCGUGGGUAAAACUUCAGCAGCAGCAGCAGCAGGAGCAAAGCCCCAUGGGUUUCCAGUUUCCAGUUGGUGAUGGGUCUUUGGUGAUGCCUGUAUGCAGUGGAACUCUUCUAGUCACAAUAAUCUGCUGUAUGACACUGUCUAAAUACAUGUGGAAACAUCGAAUCAUUUAAACAGUGAUAGUCCACAUAUCUUAUGUAUCUAAGUCCUGGUCAUGAAAUCAUCCUGAUACCUUGAUCAUUCUGGCAUCACUAGGAUCAAAGUACAAUAUAAAAUAUCAAAAGGCCUUUUUUGUCUUGUACUGAAGACAUUUCCUAUUUUGUGUUGUCAAUGACGUUUGCCCUACUGUGUUAUAAGUGUUUUGUCAAAAAUAUCAGAUUGGAUAGUAUAAUUGCAGGGUCAUAAAACUACUGUGGUUAAAAGUACUUGUCUGAUAUUCAGCUCUAUCGUACUUCCUUUUAUGAAGUCUUUUAUUUUGACAUUCUGUAUAAUACAGAAUAUAGAUUGAGAACAAUAUGUAAAUUGAUGUAUAAGAUUGGUGUAAAAACAAAUGUGUUAAAGUGACUUUCUUUUA